This is a messenger RNA of Paramecium pentaurelia, 795 nucleotides long. NCBI's taxonomy places the organism in Eukaryota, Ciliophora, Oligohymenophorea, Peniculida, Parameciidae. The record is from the annotation of a GenBank genome assembly.
AUGAAUUAACAAUUUGAUACAGAAGACUCCAUUAAUUCUGAUGAAGCUAUCAAAUCAAUUGAAUGUAAAUCUCUUACUCCUAAUUUUCAUUGGGAUUGCAAUGAUAAAAAUACUUCUGUUCAUAACAGAAUGAAUGCAAUCAAUAAUUUGAUGUGUAAAUUUAAAGAGUCAUUGGUUUCCAAAGAUGAAAUAUACACAUAAUCAUCUCCAUUUAAAUCUACAAAUGGUAUUUCAAGUUAAAAUGGAUUACAAUAAAGUGAAAGUCUAUCUUAAACUAUCAAUGUAGAUGAUAUUACUAAAUAAGAUAAAGUACAUUUGGCUAAUUCACGUAAAAGACACAACACUAGAAAUUCUAUUGAAUAAUUUUUAGAGAAGUAAAUUAACUAAAAUCAUCGGAAAAGUCAACCAAAUCUAUAAACUAAUAUGAUAUAAGGUCGUAAACCUAAAAGAUAAAUUUAUGUCACAUAAAUUGUAAAUGAUCAUUGUGAAAUUACAAGUUUUCCAUUCCCUAAACCCUAAAAAUUAUCAAGAAUUAUUUAAAAUAAUGAUGGAUUACAAUCUUAAAGAGGUAGUUCUACAUCUACUCCAAGAGGUAUUCUCAAAUCUAGUUCAUUUGAAGUAUUAAGGAUAGGUAGCAGACCAAGCACUUAAAGUCUUAAUAGUUCUAUGAUAAGAUCAAACAGUAAAAAGGUUUCCUUUGAAUUUACAAGUGAAUAAAUAUUAAAAAUGAAGAAUAACAGAGCCAAUUCAGAUAAUAGUAAAUAUAAUAGAUUGAAAACCAAAUUUAAGAAAUGA